AUGUCUAAAACCGCCCUUGUUUUUGGAGCUUCUGGCGUGACAGGCUGGAGCUUCGUAAAUGAAAUCUUGAACGAUUAUCCCGAGCCAAAUAUCUGGAAACGCGUGCACGCGCUCACAAAUCGUCCCCUUUCGCUUCAACAAUCGCAGUGGCCAAACGACCCGCGGCUGAACAUAGUCUCGGGGAUAGACUUAUUGAACGGCUCACAAGAGGAAUUGGAAGCAGGAAUCAAGUCCAAAGUGGAUAAGGUCGAAGAAAUCACACAUGCGUAUUAUCUUGCCUAUAAGGGAGACACAGACGUCAAAAAAGAAUUCGAGGAAGCGGUAGCAAUGUGGCAGCGAAGCGUUCUCGCGAUAGAUCAUCUGAGCCCUGCCCUCGAAUUUAUGGUUUUGCAGACAGGUGGAAAGACGUAUGGCUGCCAUCUGCUCGAAAACCACCCAACCGAUUACAUCCAUGUCCCUUACGCCGAAUCUCAACCCCGACUUAAAGACCCAUAUCACGACACCGUUUUCUACUACCCGCAAAUCGAUUGGGUCUCUGAAUACGUAAAGGACAAGAAAUGGAGCUGGUGCGAAACGCGACCCGACCUCAUCGUCGGUUUCGUGCCGAAUCAGAACUUCUGCUCGCUCGCUACCGCCAUGGGCAUAUACCUCAGCUUGUGGAGCCGAGUACACGGAGAAGGUGCAGAAUGCCCAUUCCCGGGCUCAGAAAAGAGCUGGAAAGCAUUAAACAAUGACUGCAGCUCUGAGAUGAUCGCGCGACAAACGAUUCGCCUUUCGCUCUCGCCAUCCACUGAGAAGGGCGGAGCCUACAAUGUCGCUGAUGCGCGGGCCCCGAACUCCUGGGAGAAGAAGUGGCCCAUCCUUUGCGGAUACUUUGGCCUCAAGGGCACGGGAGUGACCUCUAAUCCUCCCGAGAUGCGUAAGUUCAUCAAGGAUAACAUUGACGUGUGGCAUAAGUUGGAGAAAGAGAAGGGCCUGCAGACGGGACAUGCAGAUAGCCCGAAAACAUUCGCUGGGUUCGAGUACUACAUUAUGACGCUGUUUGAUUUCGAUAGGCAGCUUGAUAUGAGCAAGAUGUAUGGAACCGGAUUUAAGGAGCAAAGGGAUACAUUGCAGGCGUGGGGCGGGGUGUUUGAUAGAAUGAGGAAGGCGAAGAUUAUUCCGUGA
Fusarium redolens is the source of this 1167-nucleotide messenger RNA. RefSeq lists its product as uncharacterized. The record is from RefSeq and is a predicted model, not a curated record. The transcript has 2 exons. NCBI's taxonomy places the organism in Eukaryota, Fungi, Ascomycota, Sordariomycetes, Hypocreales, Nectriaceae. The coding region runs from base 1 to 1167 and encodes 388 amino acids.